AUGGCAAUGAGAAGUUCUAGCAUGAAUUUAUGUGAAAAAGAAGAAACGGGUACUUAUUCACUGAGCUGUCCAAGGCCGAAACUUGCAAAACAUGACGGUCUCUUUUCCAGGUCCAACGGAACACAUAUCGUCGGUGAAACAAGACAUAUUGACAUCAUUAUUCUAGUUGUCGUUCGAAGAAGCAGUUCCAAAGCCGAUAAAAAUAAGGACCAAUAUUUCAACUCCUUAUUCAGAAAACGGCCAGAUGAAGAUAGAGAAAAAAUGAAAAUAAAAGACUGCAAAUUGCUGCAUACUGUUUCAUCCUGUCAGUGCUCCUGGAAAAGUUUAUUCUGUGAAAAUCGUGGUUUUAAAGCAAUUCCUUUGAACUUGCCUUUUGAUGUCAAGGAACUAGACUUAUCUGGAAACUUUUUGCCAGAAAUCAGCCAUUUCAAUUUCACUGACUUGAGAUUUUUACAAAGUUUAAUUUGUAAUAACGCUGGUGUGGCUGAGUUGGGAGAGAUGGUGUUCUACAAGUUCACAGCUCUAACAUUUCUGUAUUUGUCCUACAACCCUAUACAGGUAAUUGAAGAAGGAGCUUUCAUAGGCCUGGACAGCUUGGAAGAAAU
Stegodyphus dumicola is the source of this 605-nucleotide messenger RNA. RefSeq names its product decorin-like. NCBI's taxonomy places the organism in Eukaryota, Metazoa, Arthropoda, Arachnida, Araneae, Eresidae. The record is from RefSeq and is a predicted model, not a curated record.